This is a messenger RNA of Octopus bimaculoides (California two-spot octopus), 9185 nucleotides long. Its product is annotated as sodium-dependent organic anion transporter. The record is from RefSeq and is a predicted model, not a curated record. Gene Ontology annotation, cellular component: membrane. NCBI's taxonomy places the organism in Eukaryota, Metazoa, Mollusca, Cephalopoda, Octopoda, Octopodidae.
GAAAGCCCAGUUGGAUUUUAAUUAUUUAUUUUAUCAGUUUAACAGGAAAGAUGCUAACAGCAUAAUGAAAAUCAGUGAAAAAUGAGGAUGUAUAAAAGUAUUAAGAGAGAGACGUUAUAACACGUGUGCAUUUUAUACUGGAUUACAUUUGCUAUUUUUUAAUGUUGUGUAGCUGCAACAUUUUCAGUAGCAGAUGAUAGGAUAGGGCUGGCAGAUAGACGAAAGAAAAGAAGAAAUGCGGAAGUAAAUGAAAGGCUACCAGAGCUGUUUGGUAUUAGUAAUAAUAGGGUGUAGAAGGCAAGAUAUUUAACAAGGGAUGAUACUUCAGCUAUGGGAUGAAAGGGAAUAUGAGCUUUUAAGUUGCUAUUCAAUGAGAGGAUGCAUUAUAAAAAUAUGUUAAUGAGAGCUACAAGCAUGAACAAGCACUGAAAUUUUUAGCAUAAACAUUAUCACCAAACUGACUAUUAACAAACGUACAAAAAAAUUAAUGUCUAUAACCACACCUGUAUUACAUAUAUAAGAGAACUGUAUAGAAGUAUAUAGCGGAAGUUAGAAAUGGUUUUGUUUUCAAUGGCAUCGCAAUAAACAUAUACCACGAGUACAAUCCUAGUAAAUGAGAAUGCUGCUACAAUUUAGUAGUGCCUGUCACAUGGAUCAUCAGCAUUGACUGUUGCAGCAUCCAAGGCCAUUAAUGUGUCCCUGACUUGCACUAUGUUUGGUCUGCUAAGCUAGACCAUAUCUCUCUCUUUCUCACUCACUUACUCUCUCUAUCUCCCACUGCUAUCACUAGAGGGAUCAGCAGCAGCAGUAGUUAGUAGCUGGAUAGCAGCAGUAGUUAUAAGAGUUGCAGGCAGUGGGGGGUAAGUUUAGAGAAGCAAGAGGACAGGAUAGAACUACAGCCGUAUGGGCACUAGCAACGUGGUUUGUCAAGCAUGGACAUGACAGCAACUUAUGUCCCUAGGGCAGAGAGUAUUAACCUCACCUCUGUGGAGUUACUUUUAGAGGUAGGUAGUGGUGGUGCAGGGGUGCUAUCACCAGCUGCUGCAGCAGCAGCUUCCAUGGACAGAAUGACAACUACCACUAUCUUCAGUACGUCUGGGCUCCACUCAUCUCAGGUACAAGCUAUUUCUGUUGGUUCCCAUAAAAAUGUUCCUCACCUGGCAUCUGUCAUCAGGAAGUCACGAGUAUCUGAUGUUGUCUUUGAUUAUUCUAUUGCUGCUGUUGGCAUUAUUAUUACCUUUGGACUUGGAGCCAUGACUGAUGUGGCUAGUCUUAAACAUCAGUUAAAGUAUCCUGUGCCUCUAGUAAUUGGAUUUAUUGUACAGUUUUUGUUAAACCCUUUGAUUGCAUUUGGAAUAGCAAUGUCAUUACCUGUUGAUGACAGCAUACGAUUUGGUUUACUUUCCACAACUUGUGUACCAGGAGGUGGUUUGGGACUAAGUAUCACGUCUGUCACAGAAGGGGAGAUGAGCCUCAGCAUAAGUAUGAAUGUCAUCAGUAUGGUAGCAAUGUUGGGGACAGCUCCUCUUUGGAUAUUUGUACUAGGACAGUACUUUUUACAUUUAGACGCACACAAAACCAUUCCUAUUUACCACAUUGAAGUGUGGUUGGUGUCAGUCUUCGUUGCCUAUACAGGAGGGAUAUUAACAAAGUAUUUAAAACCAAAUGUGGCAGAAGCAAUAUUGAACUGGAUAAUCAAACCAUUGCUAUUACUUAUGUGUAUUUUAUUUAUCACCCUUGGUGUCUACAUUAAUAUGUAUGUAUGGAACAUAUUGGACAUGUAUAUUAUAUUAGGAUGUACUCUAUUACCAGUAACGGGUUGGGUUCUCGGAUUUUUUCUAGGCUUGAUAUUCCGUCAAGAUGGGCCAAUUUUAGAAGCUCUCUCUCUCGAAACCUCAAGCUUUAACAAUCUGAUAACAGUAGCAGCUUUACGUUUUUCUCUCUCAAGCAGACCUGGGGAUUUGUCAUCAACUGUACCGUUUCUUGUUAUUUUUACAACUCCUGGUAUUUACAUAGUAUUAUCCCUAAUCAAAUCUUUACGGCUUUGCAUCAUUAACUAUUUACAAGAACGAAGACAAAAACAAGUUAAUCGACAGUUUAGCAUUGUUUCAGGAAUAAUUAACCAGGCAAAUAUUACAGCAUUAUCAGCUCCUUUAUUUAUAUCUGAUAUCUUGGAUGAUGAAGACAGUUCUGAUAAUAAAGAAAAAGUGACAGUUUUAUGAAGUUUUCUUAAGGUCUUUUUAAGAGAAGAGAAAUAAAUCUGCAACACUAAGAAACAUGCAUUGGAAUGAGACUUUGAUGAUUUAGAGUAUCAAUUAUACCAGCCUACAAUGGCAAUGGUGCCAAACAUAGGAUUAAGUGCCAACAAUGUAAAUCUGGCAAGAGGUAAUUUGAUUCAAAUGAAGAAAGAACCUUACUACAAUCCAAUUACUGGUACUCCAAUUGACAGUUUCUUGGUUCACAUGUUAAUGGUGGUAAAAAUAGCAGCAAUGUGUUGCUGAAGUUAUGAGAAUGUCAAAUAUUUUUUAGUCUUUAUAACAAUAAUACAAUCACUAACAGUCUAUUAUACUGGAUGGUUAUAAAGACAGUUAUAUAGAGAAAAUAAUUCUGUAUAACGAAAUAUAAAAAAUUGAAUAUGUUCCUUAACUGAUUUGAGCUUAUAUUUAGGUAUGAAUAUAAAGUGAAAUAGAAAGUAACUUAUACUUUUAAAUUUAUGAUUAUGUUUUUAACUUCAAUAACUGAAAAAAACAUCAACAAAUAAUAUUAAAGUAGAUUUGAUUUCCAUUCGAAACAUACAUCGUUGGAGAAAAGUCAUUUAUACAUUCAUUGUAUAAAUCAUGAAUAUUUUUAUAAAUUUUGCUGCUUAAAUUUUUAAAAAUUCUUUCCCAUCAGCUUUGCAAUUAGACAUUAGCAUUCUAAAUAGGAACUUUUUUUUGAAGCAAACAAAUUUCAAACUGAAAGUUAAUGACAGAGGCAAAUGUGGUGGUGUUUUGAAAAGUACUUUUUGUGUGUGGAAUGAUACGCACAAAGAUGAGUGCUGUUAAUGCUUUACAACUCAUUUUAUGUAGUAUUUGCUCUUUGAAAUAUAAUGAAUGUAUAAAUUGAUAACAGACAAGUAGCUAAACAUGUACAUUAGAAAAACAUGUACAUUAGAAUACACACCGAAGGGGAAGAGUAGCAGCCACUUCCCAAUACAAUAACCUUUUAUUUAUGUUGUCAGUCUCAUCUUGUAAGGAUGAGAAUUUGUUUAUAUAAUCCUUGCCUAGAAUACAGGUAAAACCAUUUGAUAACUUUCAGUCUCAAGACAUGACAAUGUCAAACAUAAUUAAUAUUGAUCUAUAAUUAUCUUCAUUUUAGCUGUAAAUACAAAGAGUAAUAGGGAUUGAAGUAGAUUACUAGACUGUAGGCAGCAAAUGUAUAUAACAAGUAGAAUGGUAAAGUUUGUAAAUUGUGUUUUUGUAAUAAGGUAAAAUUCAGAAUUUGACAAAACUAAUUGGCAAAACUUAAUCCAAAAAACUUUGCAGAUGAAUAAUUUCAGUGAGCUGCUUUGCAAUGGGAAUCGAAAAAUUUAGUAUUUUAGACACUCAUACAGUGGGAGAGAAAAUAAAGAAGCCCAAUACCAAUUGUGAAUGAUAAAUGAAAGAAAUAACAAUGGAUUGAUACAAUAGUGUGGAAGAGAAAGAGCAAAUGUGAGUAGUGUGGGAGGUGGUGUAUACACACUUCUACCUCCCUUUGCAAGACAUUUUUUUUUUGUCUUUAUAAUUCUGACAACUCACUGUUUUAAACAUGCUUCAUUUUCUCAAAUCUAAUUCUUUAAUUCUGACUGCUAACUCAUUCCCUUUUUCUUCUCUCCCUUUAAAAAAAUUUUUUUUUUUUACAUGUUCCAUUGCCUCUGCUACUUUCUAUCUCACCUGAACUAGACCUCAAUAUCUCCCACUUCAACUGACCUUACUUUUGUUACAAACUUUGACCACCUGUUCCUGCACACUUUACUUCUUCUCAUGACAUCCAGCUUCCACAUCACAUAUUGGCUCUCUCUUCCUGUCUCUCCAUUUCCAGUGUCUACAUUAUUCAUUCCAUUUCUUAUUUGUGAUUUUGUGACCAUGGGAUUAAGGCUUCAUUAUUCUCUCAAUAUUAAAAAAAGGGCAAAUAUUUUUCACUCCGCACAGCAAAUCAACUCACUGAAAUUUAUUUUACUUUUUACAAACCCUUUUGUGUUAUCAUAACCCUACAAAAAUAUAUGACACAAAUUGUGUUUUAUUGAUUAUAUAGUUUUAAUCUUUUUAAUCAAAUAGAUAUUUUCUAAAAGAUAAUAAUAGAAAUAUUAACAGAAUGCAAUAUUUUGUGGAGCAUUAUCAUAGAUUGUGUAAAUAUUGUUGAACAAAAAAAAAAAAAUGUCAGCUUUAUUUCAAUUUAAGACAUUUAGAGGAUUUUGUAAAUCCAAAAUAAUUUCCUCAAUAAUUAAUUACUCUGAUCCACUUAACAUUUUGCUGCUCAUUAUAAACACACUAUUUGCAUGAUUUUGUUAAUUAAAAUGUUUAGAUAUUUAUCAUGAAAUAUAAAAAAAAAACUAAAAAAAAUAAAAAAGCCAAAAACAAACUGAACAUUGGUAAACCAGUUUCCACCAAUUUGUUUUAAAAUCAGACUAAUUUAAAUUACAGUUCAAGGUAAGUGCAGAACAAAACAGUUUACUUUGUCAAAUCGAAUAAUUUGCCUUGUAUCCCAACAUUUUUUAAGUUGGAGAAAACUUAAAUUAUCAAGUACAUUUACAAAUAAAACACUUAGAUUUUUUUUCUAGAUUUCAAAAUAUAUUCUCUAUUAAACAGUUUCUAAGCUGUUGCUGCAUAGUAAUGUUUGUAUUUAAUAUGAGGCUAUUUUUUUAAAGUGAGUUCUGGUAUAUUCUUAAUGUAAAAUGCAAUUUAAAGAAUUAUAGCCAGAUUUUCACAAAGAUAAAAAAUAUAUAAUUAAAAUUAAUUAUAUAUUGUUGAGGUCAAAUACAAUGAAAAUAUUGGUCAGAAAAUGUAUUCAUUUGUUCAAUUAGAAGUUAUCUGAAAGGCGCUUGUCACUAUGUUAAAAAAAACCCGGAAAACUUGAAAUGCUGUAGAAGUGAUAAAUUGAGCAGUUGGAUUCUAUUACAUGAAGUAAGUAGUUGCUCAUUCAAGUAAAUUUCACAUUAUUUUAAACAAAGAAAAAAAAAUGAUGGAGAACAGAUUUUUACCUCAUCUUGAAGCCCCAAAUGAUGUUAGGGGCAGGUGCUAGAACUAAUUAACAACUAAAUAACAUUUCCAGGGAGUAGCUAAUAUUCAAGCUGCCUUUGUACCUUUGCCCUACAGACAAAUACCAAUGAAACAUCUCUAUACACAAGUACAUAUAUAUACAUUUAGGUGCACAUAUAGAUACUUGUGCAGAGAGGUUACAUACAUUUGUUUGUAGACAUGAAUUGAGAUAUAUUUUUUAUGUGACAACACAUUACUUUGUGUGAUUCUAUGUGUGCAUAUGAUUAUAGAUAAGGUGGGAGGUAUUUACUAAUGAAUGCUAAAUAAAAUAUGUAGUAUCUGAUGAAAAUGGCAUAUUGAUCAUAAGAGACACAUGGUUUAAUGAGUAAGUAAUUUUCAAGAAAUUCUGAAAGGUUAAAACUUCUGACAAAUCUAUGGCUAUCAUCAGGGAUUACAUUUACUACCAGAAACCAAUAAAUUAAAGUAACACAUAUCGAAAACAGAUAUCUCCAUAAGUUUCCAGUUAAGGUAAGAAAACCAGAUUUUUAUAAAAAUGUUUUCUUGAUCAUAUUCUAUUUCUUCCACAUUAUCAGAGAUUUUAUUUUAAUUUAUUUUGCCUUAUUUGGCAUUUCUCUUCCAGAUUGUCUUUAAACAUUUUGUUAUUCCUUCUGAUACUAACUGGAAACUUGUGUUAUUUUUAUUUUGUCAUGUUUUUUUUAAAAAUAAAUUUGUUAGACAACUGUUAACUAAAUGGAGGGAGAAAAAAAAACAAAAACAAAAAAACAACCUAUUUUUUCAUACUACAAAAUGUGUUCAAUUUUGUACGAUUGUUAAUUUGAAGUAAAAUAUUCCCUUGUUUAUAUGUUUUGAAAAAAAUUAUCAAUAAACAAAAGCUGAAAAGAUAACCUCUAUAAAGUCCUUUGCUCAUUUUACAACAUACAUAAUCAGGCAGUGAUUAAAAUCUAUUCAUAUUACUUGUAAAGGUGAUUUUAUAUUAAUUCAUGCAGAAUGAUUUGAAGUAUCCAUAUAGAUUUUCAGCUUAGAGGUGUGUAUGUCAACAAAAGUUGCAAAUAUAAUUUGAUUCCUCUCUAAGCUGUUGAAAUUUGUUUAGUGUUGUUGUACAGUAAGUUACAGACUAAUAUAUAUAUAUAUAUAUAUAUAUAUAUAUAUAUAUAUAUAUAUAAAGUUUUAAUUAAAAGCAACAACUUCCACUAAUUUACAAAUUAAGAGACAACAAAUAUGUCUUUGUUUCAAAUAUAAACUUAUAUAAUAUAGGAGACAAGAUGUACUUUUGGCAUUCCAUAAUGAAAAGAAAAGGAAAUGUUGCAAUAGGUUGGUAUGCCAAGAUUAAUUUGUAAAAUUUUAAUUACGACAAGAAACUGAGAGCGCAAAAUACUUUUCUUAAAAUGAACUUAUAUGUUCUUGACUUUUAAGUAAAUAAUAGAAAUAAUUGAUUUCAAAAUUAAUAAGAUUAACUUCUUAAAAUGCUUAUGUGAAAUAAAAAGGUAAAAUAUGUAUCAUAAACUAUUUAAAUUAUUUCAAUGAGAACAAAAUAUAUAUUUCUGCUAUUGUUAGUUUUGAAUUUCCAUAAAGCCAAAAUAAAUUUUGAAGUAGUUUUUCUGAUGAAGUAAUACAGUCUUUAAACAAUAAACCUCACAGUAUUUUAUAGCUUAUCCAAGAAUCAGUUCUUUCCAUAGCAAGAAUUCUUUAUAAUUUCCAUUUUUAAAACAUAUAUAUUCACAAAAAAUUUUAAAAUGCAACUAAUUAUUAACAUGAAAAUCACAAACAGUUCUACACAAGCAUAGAAAUUAAACUAUUUAUUGUAAAUAUAAAGUGAUUAUUGUUAUGGAAACCACCCUCAAAAAUAUAUCUCUAAUUGCUAUUUUCCCAAAUGUCUUAAAAUGUUUACAUAUGUAUAUAUGAAAUAACAAGAUGGAUUUGAGAUAGGAGAGACACAGUAUAUAUAUGAUUGAUGAAAUAUUUUUGGAAAAUCAAAGUAAAACAUUUUGGGGUGUAUACACAAAUCUUUAAAAUAUGAAAUAUUGUCUAUUAUGUAAAUGGCUUAACCAAAGGAAGCAGAACUGCAUCUAUAACCCUUUUCAGACCCUGGUGGAAGGAGGUUUUCCUCAGACCAGGCCUAAACACUAGUAACAUGAUGAACUCCACUAAAAGCAACACCCAAAGCCCAGGUGAUUGUUCUAAACCAGCUGAUUAUACACAUUAGAGUUUAGAUGCUCCCAAUAGAAAUAAAACUGUAACUAAAACCCAAAUGCCUUUAUUUUUACUUUUUCACUUCAGUCUAAAGUUAAUUCAAAUGUAACCAUUUAUUGCUGUAUGGCCAACUGGUACUUCUUAAGAUAUAUGAAAAAUUAAAUCAAAAACGAUAGGACUGAAGCUUUCAGACUUUCAAAAACAGUAGGACUCAGGACUGAAGCCUUCAGACUAUGUACUCAACUGAGUAAACUAACUUUAGGUUUUUUUUAAAGCAAUCUAAAGAUGGUUUGGAAAUAUAUGUUAUUUAGAGAUGAUAUGUAAAAGCAUUAAAGAAAACUAUAAAAAAUUAUCUGUUUUCUAGUGAGGUUUUGGUAUUAAAAUGUCAUUUUUUUUUAUUCAGUCCAACAUAUUAAUUUUAAUAUAAAAAAAAAAAAAAAAAAAAAAAUCAAUAUUCAUUCAACUCUGAUUUUCUAUUUUAAAAAAAUCAAAUAGUGAUUUAAGAUUGGCUAUAAGUUACAUCAUAAAUAUUUUUGGAACACACUUCUUUUUUUUAUUUUAUGAGUUUUUGAAGAAACAUUUGUUACACCUUACAUGGAUUAUCAGCAGAAAUGAUUGAUUUAUUCUGAGAUAAUGAUAGAAUGCUUCUGACCUUUGCCUAAACCAUUUUAAAUCAUGAUCUUGCUUUUCUUAGAUAUAAUCAGUCAGAUUUUCAUCUUUAAAGUUAUAAAGAUUUCCAAUUUGAUGCAUUUCUUUUUAUAUAUAAUUGUAGAAUAAAUAUAAAAUAAACAUGUAAAAUUAAAUGAAAAUUCAAUGCCAAUUUUCAUUCGUAGAUUAUUUCUUGUCUUAAAAAAAAUAGAUUGCAAAUUUUGAAAUUUCACUAAAUAUUUAUUGUUAUUGCUUUACAUUGACUAGAUUUAGUAUUGGAUUAAAUAUUGGUACUAGUUAAAUCUUGAUAUUUAAUCUGCUGGUGUUGAGUUACAGAAAUAUUUAAAUCAAAGUUUUCUAAAGCUUGUUUCUCAGUCAGUCCUUAUAUAGUUAGUUUGCUUUCAGGUAAAGUCAAUUUAGCUUUUAAGUCACAAUAUAGCAAAUCCAACAAAAUAUUUCAUCUUAUUAAAUAUUUUGUUUUUAUAAGUAUCAAAAGUAAUAGAGUAAAUAUCUUUGAAAUUAAUGAUUUAAGAUUCCAAUAAAUGAAAUUUGAUAAUUACCAUUCAACGCUUUCAUGUUUUAAGAAAUGAUUUUUUAUAAACAAGAUAUUUUAACUCUUCUAUAGCAAAACUAGUUUAUGAGAUCCACAAUAUCACUACUUUCAAUAAUUCUUUUAGUAAAUAAACCAGAAAAAACUACAGAAUUAAGAAAAAUAUACUUGUUUUCUUUUAUUUAUUUUGUGUGUGUGUGUGUGUAUGUGUAAUUUCUGGAAAUUAAAUCAGAAAUUAAAGAGGAAAAAAUUGGAAAUUGAGAUAAAAUGUCAUUAAAUAUGCAUAAUUUUGAAAAUGUUCAGAAAUUCUAUUUGGGACAUUUUAAAUUGAGGAUAUAUUUUGGAAAUGUAUCACAAUAGUUCUCAGUUGGCAAAUUAUGAAAAAAAAAAAAUGUGAUUGUGGUGAAAUGAUUUUAUCAACUACCUAUAUUCAUCAUCAUUAUCUUCAUCAUCAUUAUUACCAUUGUUGUCAUUAUCAUAACACUUCUUUGCAUAUAUGUUGAUCUAUGUUUUAUUUUCAUGUACAAAUUUUCAGAUUAAAUAAAUUAUUGAAAUUACCA